This is a messenger RNA of Lodderomyces parapsilosis, 1269 nucleotides long. RefSeq names its product 2-(3-amino-3-carboxypropyl)histidine synthase. Bases 1 to 1269 code for a protein of 422 amino acids. Gene Ontology annotation, biological process: protein histidyl modification to diphthamide. Lineage: Eukaryota; Fungi; Ascomycota; Pichiomycetes; Serinales; Debaryomycetaceae. The transcript has a single exon. Gene Ontology annotation, molecular function: 2-(3-amino-3-carboxypropyl)histidine synthase activity. The record is from RefSeq and is a predicted model, not a curated record.
AUGAGUCCAGUUGAAAUACAUCCUUCUACAGACAAGCCAAAGGUUGCAAGGAGAAGAUUUGUUGGAAAAAAACCAAGUUCGGACGUUAAAGCCUCGGCUGAGGAUCAACCACUUGUAAAAUCAAGCAUCAAGCGUCACAUCGGAAGGGCAGUCAACCAAAUCCCUGAUGAUAUCUUGAACGAUAAAGAUUUAAAUGAAGCUAUAAAACUAUUACCUUCCAACUACAAUUUCGAGAUACACAAGACAGUAUGGAAUAUACGAAGACAGAAUGCUAAACGAGUAGCAUUGCAAAUGCCAGAAGGUUUACUUAUUUAUUCAUUAAUCAUUUCAGACAUAUUGGAGGAGUUUUGCCAAGUUGAAACUUUGGUAAUGGGGGACGUAUCAUAUGGAGCUUGUUGCAUAGAUGAUUUCACAGCCAGGUCGUUGGAUUGUGAUUUUAUUGUCCAUUAUGCGCAUUCGUGUCUUGUUCCUAUUGAUGUUACUGAAAUCAAAGUGUUGUAUGUAUUUGUCACAAUCAACAUCGAUGAAAGCCAUUUGAUAAAAACAAUAAAGAGGAAUUUCAAUCAGGGUGCGCAAAUCGCUAUAUUUGGCACCAUACAAUUUAACCCCACAAUUCACAGUGUCAAGGCAAUUUUGGAAAAUGAUGCUGAAAAGCCCAUUUAUUUGAUACCUCCACAAACGAGACCAUUAUCCAAGGGUGAACUAUUGGGAUGUACAUCAGCAAGGUUGAACAAAGACCACAUCCAUGCAACAAUAUAUGUUGGCGAUGGAAGGUUCCAUCUCGAGAGUUCAAUGAUUCACAAUCCUGAUAUUCCAGCAUAUAGGUACGACCCAUAUGACAGAAAAUUUACUCGCGAGUAUUAUGAUCAAAAACAAAUGACACGAGUUAGGGAAGAUGCAGUAGUUACAGCCAAAAAGGCAAAAAAAAUCGGGUUGAUUCUUGGCGCUUUAGGACGACAGGGUAAUCCCAUUACACUACAAAAAUUGGAAGUUCAACUUUCUCAAAGGGGGAUACAGGUUGUCAAGAUAAUCCUUAGUGAGAUUUUCCCACAAAAGCUAUCCAUGUUUGAUGACGUUGAUGCGUUUGUUCAAGUGGCUUGUCCUAGGCUAUCCAUUGAUUGGGGUUACGCAUUUAGUAAACCUUUAUUAACUCCGUAUGAGGCAAUGGUGAUGCUCGAACAGGAUACAAUGUGGAAUGAGAAGUACUACCCAAUGGACUAUUAUGCCAAGGAUGGCUAUGGUAGAGGACAAAUUCCUGCUAGGGAAUAG